Uloborus diversus is the source of this 1006-nucleotide messenger RNA. Its product is annotated as UPF0547 protein C16orf87 homolog. Lineage: Eukaryota; Metazoa; Arthropoda; Arachnida; Araneae; Uloboridae. The coding region runs from base 45 to 575 and encodes 176 amino acids. The transcript has a single exon. The record is from RefSeq and is a predicted model, not a curated record.
UAUCUAAGUUGAAUUUUUGUGAUGUUGUACAUACAUUCUUAAAAAUGGUUACAAAACAAUGUCCAAAAUGUCAACAGCAUGUUCCAGUUGCUUGCAAAGCUUGUCCAUGCAGUCAUGUAUUCUUUGUUGCAAGACGUCCUGUCAGUGUACAUAAAGUUGGCAGAACUGAUGAUGGAGAAGUAAAAAGACGAAGAACUGAACGCACAAAAAGAGAAAGGCCUGAUUAUUUUAAUUCCUUACAAAUUGAAAAUGAGCUCAAAAAGAUGAAAAAUAUGCAAAGAACGCGUAAAAAAGCUGAAAACAGUAACGCAAAUGAAAAAGAGGGUGAGGGAUCCAACAGCGAAGGCAGCGAAGCUGCCAAUAGAUCAAGAACAUCUCUAAAUACUAAGCACAAAAAGAGAGGAAGACCUAAAAAAAAUCCUUCGAACACCGAAAAGAGCGAGCCAAAAUCAGUUGAAAAGGAAGAAGAUAUUGACAUGUUUGCAAAUUUAUCAAAAGAGAAGGAACAGCAAUUUAACGUAAUAUUAUCUGAAAUCAAUAGAAAAAUAAUGAUACAGCAAUUCGUAGGGGAGUGACGUCUUUCUAGUGCCCUACCUUCCACUCCCUGUUUUAUUUAACUUUUUUCAGACUUUAUAAACUAUUGAGGUGUAAAGAAUUUUUAUUAAAGCCUUUUAAUUUGUAAAUUUGCUCAUAUUUUAAAUUUCCAUUUGAUGCACUUCAACACAUCCCAUUGUUAUUUAUUGUGUUUUUUUUUUUUUUUUUUUGUGUAAGAAAGUUUUAAUUGCACUGCACAAUUUUCAAAUUUCUCAACAGUUUUGUGAAUAGUUUUAAUAAAGUUUUGUUUGAGUAAAAUAAAUUUUGUAGUACUUAUAGCAAUGCUUUCAGAAAAGAAUUAAUGUACUUUAGAAGUAUCUCAGUUAUUGAUGGAAUGAAGCUUCAGCAUGGCCGAAUCAUGAGCUGUGAUUAGGCCUUUAUGUUGCAAAUUAUUAUAUGAGAUAUUAUUAUA